Molecule: messenger RNA, 1396 nt
Organism: Rosa rugosa (rugosa rose)
Lineage: Eukaryota; Viridiplantae; Streptophyta; Magnoliopsida; Rosales; Rosaceae
Product: B3 domain-containing transcription factor VRN1-like
Exons: 6
Coding region: 71-1396 (441 amino acids)
Molecular function (GO): DNA binding
Source: RefSeq, a predicted model, not a curated record
UUGGUGUAUCUGGCUCUCUUGAAACUGGUAAGUCCACUAGAAAUAGAAAUUCCCAAAUUGAGGUUAACGAAUGUAUUCAGAUAAAUAUACGUGUCUUGGUGAUUUUGUCAUAGGCAAGAACAAAAUGUCAAAGACUAGUGUGCAGGUUACUGAAAGGCCCUCUUCAUCUUUGACGGCUCCAUUGGAUAAUCAUCAUGAAGCUGCCAACAACUUCGUCUCAGAGAAUCCCUUUUUCAAAGUCACUUUGGGUUCCUCCCAUAUGGAGAAGUCAGUUGUGCAUGUACCAGCUAGUUUUGCUUGGAGUUUCAUUAGAAGGAAGAAACAAAAAGUGAUGCUUCAGGUCACAGAUAGAUUGUGGCCUGUGGAUUUGAUAGCAUUUAAGCCAUCUUUAGCUUCAUUUUCUUCUGGCUGGGCCACAUUUGUUGAGGAAUAUUCAUUAAGAGUCGGAGAUGUUUGCAUAUUUGAGCUUAUGGAGAUGAAUGAUGACAUUAUACUACAAUGUCAUUGGAGAGUUCCAAGGAGUUAUGUGAAGAAAUAUGAGAAGAAAUAUGGAGAAGAGCUAUCAAAUAUCGUACAUCUUAAGCUUCCAUGUGGUACAGAAUGGGAAAUAGAAGUCACAAGACAUAAUGGUGUCUUUUGGUUCGACAAGGGUUGGGAAACCUUUAGCAAGUUUUACUCCAUCGAGUCUCGCUACUCGCUAGUUUUUCAAUAUGAAGGGAAUUCUAGAUUCAAAGUUAACAUAUUUGAUAGAACAAACUCAGAGAUUGAGUAUCCUAUCAAAACCCCGAAGAAGGAAGAAAAUGAUGUAGAUGAUCAAUUUCCACCGGUUAGUCAUCUGCUGCCUCAAAAGAACAAUAUAGCAAGUUCAAAUGGUGACAAAAAGGAUCUUCCUGCGGAAGUAGAUGAGGGAGACAAGUAUAGUAGUACUCAAAGAUCACAAAAACCAACAACUGAGGUUCUUGGGAGGAUGCACCCUUCGACUACAAGAGGAAGUGGAGCUGUACAGACAGUUAAAGAAUUCAAGUACACUGAGCAGCCUUCUUGUUUUUUGGUUCCUAUGUGCCCCUCUUAUAUCGAAAAACAUAUGCUUUGGCUGCCAAGUGACUUUGCCAUGCAUUUGAAACAUCUUAUUACGAAUUCUGGUAAUCUUACCCUUCAUGUUUCGGAAGGGAGCACAACGAGAACUUGGACUGUUGGAAUGAAAUAUGAAAAAGAAAGAGCGAAAUUCCAGUCUGGAUGGAGUGAAUUUGUGCAAGGCAAUAAACUGAAUCAUGGUGAUGUGUGUGACCUCAUGUUAAUUGACAAAAAUGAACUUUUAUUUGAAGUUAAGAUUUUCCGAGCAAGAGAAGCUGUGGAUUGCACCUUCUCACCGGGUAAGUUAUUUGCAAAUAUUUAG